Molecule: messenger RNA, 2477 nt
Organism: Stegostoma tigrinum
Lineage: Eukaryota; Metazoa; Chordata; Chondrichthyes; Orectolobiformes; Stegostomatidae
Gene: lias
Product: lipoic acid synthetase
Exons: 11
Coding region: 71-1198 (375 amino acids)
Biological process (GO): lipoate biosynthetic process
Cellular component (GO): mitochondrion
Molecular function (GO): lipoate synthase activity; 4 iron, 4 sulfur cluster binding
Source: RefSeq, a predicted model, not a curated record
AGGCGCUGCCGGCUGGUUCUGAGGGGGUCUGGCGGGUAAAGUGUGUCUGUCUUUGAGACAAGAGGCCGACAUGAAGCUGCUGCAGGCGGGUCGUUGCUCGGCGGUUGGUGUACGGCUGUGUCAGGUCUCUGCUCACCUUGUGUGUAGUCAGCCGAAGGCUUACAGUGUAUUGUCAGACAAAAAGAAACAACUCUUACAAGAGGGACCUGACCUGCAGGAGUUUAUAAAUGGCGGAUUGUCGGACAAGAAAUCAUGGGGAGAAUAUAGGGGCAACUUGAAGCGACAAAAAGGAGAAAGACUUAGAUUACCUCCAUGGUUGAAGACAGAGAUUCCUCUUGGAAAAAAUUAUAACAAACUGAAGAAUACUCUUCGGAAUUUAAAUCUGCACACUGUAUGUGAAGAGGCAAGAUGCCCAAAUAUAGGCGAAUGCUGGGGAGGUGGAGAAAAAGGUACUGCUACUGCCACCAUUAUGUUAAUGGGUGACACCUGCACAAGAGGCUGCAGGUUCUGUUCAGUAAAAACCAGUCGCAAUCCUCCACCUUUAGAUCCGGAUGAACCAUUCAACACAGCAAACGCAAUUGCAGAGUGGAACCUUGACUAUGUUGUACUAACCUCUGUGGACAGAGAUGAUCUUCCAGAUGGUGGAGCAAAACACUUUGCAGCAACUGUAUCACGCUUGAAAGAAAGACAUUCAAAAAUUAUAGUAGAAUGCCUGACCCCUGACUUCAGAGGAGACCUAAAAGCUGUUGAAACAGUUGCUCUGUCAGGACUCGAUGUAUACGCACACAACGUGGAGACUGUUCGGGAGCUGCAAAGGACUGUUCGGGAUCCUCGGGCAAGGUUUGACCAAUCGCUGAGUGUAUUAAAACAUGCGAAGGAGGUAAAACCCUGUCUUCUUUCGAAAACAUCAAUAAUGUUGGGACUUGGCGAGACGGAUGCUCAGGUGUAUGCAACUCUGAAAGAACUACGAGAGGCUGGUGUGGAUUGUGUUACAUUGGGGCAAUAUAUGCAACCAACAAAGCGACAUUUAAAGGUGGAUGAGUACAUAACUCCAGAGAAAUUUAAGUUCUGGGAAAAUGUGGGGAAUGAACUUGGAUUCCUGUACACAGCAAGUGGACCCCUGGUGCGAUCUUCAUACAAAGCAGGUGAAUUUUUCUUGAAGAAGAUACUUCGUGAAAGGACAGCUGAGAAGAAUUAAGUGACUGAAAAGUGGCAAAGCUAUGAUCUUCGAAAACCAAAAUGACACUUGUACUUAACUUGGUGCAGUAUUUGAAAGGAAUCUAUCUGUUGUUACUCUGAGAAUGUGGUAAUGGGUGGAAUUGAUCUAUUCUAAUCCUAACUAUGGUGUUAGAGGAUGUAAACACUAGAUUUUAACUGCUUAAUUCUGUAUAAUCCUUCCUGGGGACAACUCUUCUUUUUGCUUAAAAGUCAAGUUAAAUUUUGACUAGAAUUCAGAAGAUGCAUUCUAUAAAAUGUUGAGCUUUCAAAUGUAUUACAUUUUUGAACAAAUUAUAUUAUGGAAACAAGGUGCUUGAUUUGGUGACUUGGGUCAUUGCACAAUAAAUUGUUGUGCUCAGUCAUUUGUUCAGUUACAUUUGAAGUAAAGUCAUAGAUUGGUUACUGGACAGAAGGGGACCAUUCAACCUGAUGAGUCCAUGCUGGCUCUCUUGAAAAAGUAAUUUGGCUAGUUAUGUUUGCUAUAUUUUAAUGUCAAGGCAUACCCUGUUGGAAAUGCAGGCUUUCUUACAGCAGUUAGCUCAGUUGGUUGGACAGUUGGUUUGUGAUGUAGAGUGAUGCUUACAACAUAGAUUUAAUUCCCAUAUCAGCUGAGGUUACCAAGAAGGAUUCUCCUUCUCAACCUUUGCUGUCACCUGAGUGUCACUACACCUUGCGUUUAAAAUAUCGCCAGCUGUGUCUCUCUAAUGAGUGAGCAGCCCCGUGGUCCAGCAGGAUAAUGGAGGCUUUACUUUUACAACCACUCCAGAGCCAAACUUGCACAUUCUUACUGCACUAUUUUCAACGCCUUCUUAUCUUUGCUGAAGUGUUGUGUACAGAUUUGGAUAAUUGCCUGGUUGAGUGCAAAUCUAUAUUUUAUGACAGUUCACUAGAAAUUCCAUGCUCCUGUACUGUAUGCCUCUCUUUAUAAAACUGGAGAUUUCAUAUGCUUCAUUAAUUGAUUUCCUUGUUUUGAGUGAUUUUCCUUCCCCUUCUACAAUCUUUGCUAAUAUUUUGUAAUUUGGGUUAAAUUGAAUUGUGUAUUUCUAAAUCAUCAGAGAUGCACUGAUAUAAUUGGAUAAAAUAUUUUAUCCAAUGUGUAACAUAACUUGUGUAACAUUCAAUUUGAUGUGAAACUGAUGCGGGUAAAUGAAAACCGAAUACAUCCUUCAGCACUUUGAGGUAUUGUACUGUAUAUGGGCUUUUAAAAAAACACUUGUAUUGAACUAAAUGUGUGAUUUCUAAUAAAAAUAGUUAGAACA